AUGAGUCGAAGGCUUAUCUCCCGAUCGAAUGGACUCGUCCGGGUAGCACCUGAAAACAUCCAUCGUGGAUUGACUCUCCCGAUCCGUCGUUCAGAGCGCGUCGAUCGAAAAGCUUAUGGGUCGAUUUCAUCAGCUUACUCUCAACCGGUCGAUGGGUUUACAGGUGCCAUUGGAAACACUCCGUUGAUACAUCUGAAAAGAUUGUCCGAGCAGACCGGGUGCGAAAUUUUUGGAAAGGCGGAAUUUCUAAAUCCUGGAGGAAGUGUCAAAGAUCGAGCAGCUCUCUGGAUCAUUAAAGACGCUGAAGAAAAGGGACUUUUGAAGCGCGGUGGAACUGUAGUCGAAGGGACAGCUGGAAAUACUGGGAUUGGCUUAGCACAUCUGUGCAGGAGCAGAGGAUAUCGAUGCAUAAUCUAUAUGCCAAACACCCAAAGCCCCGAAAAAAUUAAUGUUCUCAAGAAGUUGGGUGCUGAGGUUUACCCUGUUCCGGCGGUCCCAUUCGACGAUCCCCAGAAUUACAAUCAUCAGGCAGCUCGAUGUGCUGAAAGCAUGGAGAACGCAGUUUGGACUAACCAGUUCGAUAAUCUAGCGAAUCGACAAGCUCACAUUGAGACUACGGGGCCGGAAAUAUGGGAGCAGACACUACCAGUGGGUGGGAUAGAUGGAUUUAUUUGCUCGACGGGCACAGGCGGUACAUUAGCUGGAGUGACCAGAUACCUGAAAAGCAAAUCGGAUGGAAAAGUGAAAUGCUACCUGGCCGAUCCACCCGGAAGUGUAUUAUAUAACUAUAUCCAAUCCAACGGGAAAAUAACGGAUAAACGGGAAGGGAAUGGUGGGAGCGUCACCGAAGGGAUCGGUCAAGGUCGAAUCACCAACAAUUUAGCGCCAGAAAUCCGAGACAAUUUGAUCGAUGGCUCGUUUUAUAUCCCCGAUCAAGACUCGAUCAAGUUAUUUUUCGAAUUGAUCGAUCUCGAUGGGUUUAGCUUGGGGUUGAGUUCGGCUUUAAACUUACUCUCGACCGUCAAACUUGCCGAAAAACUCAAGCAAGAACAACAGCUCGCAAGUCAACAGUCCAAUCAUCCUGACGGCCAUCCCCAGAAGAAACUUAACUUGGUCACCAUCCUCUGUGAUUACUCGACUAAUUAUCAGUCAAAAUUGUUCUCCAAAUCUUGGCUGAAAUCUAAAGGGCUGUUUGAUUCAAUCCCUGAUCAUUUGAGACAAUAUGCUAUCCUCGAGUGAGGAAGGGGGCAAUUUACUUCUCUUUUCCGAUCAUAUUCACGAUACAUAUGGUCUGUCAUAUCUAUUCUCAAUAAAUGAGCCGUAGUCGUACCACCCGCAACGUCUCAGCAUGAGCUCAUAAGCCUGUAACGAGAGCAAUUUCAAGUAAAUCUAUCAACUAAAUAGCCAACCUGAUAUCACUGUUGUAUGUAUUCAUCUUGAUUAUCCUGUAGAAACUGGACUUUUUUCAUUUCUUGGAACUGUCAUCCCAUUCGUGGUUAUGCAUGCUAUUUUCAAUUUUGAUUCUCGUACAAAUCCUGGGACGCGGUUUGAAACUAGGAAACGCAACUUUCUUGAUGGCCG
Messenger RNA from Puccinia graminis f. sp. tritici CRL 75-36-700-3, 1581 nucleotides. RefSeq names its product cysteine synthase A. NCBI's taxonomy places the organism in Eukaryota, Fungi, Basidiomycota, Pucciniomycetes, Pucciniales, Pucciniaceae. Gene Ontology annotation, cellular component: cytoplasm. The record is from RefSeq and is a predicted model, not a curated record. Bases 1 to 1239 code for a protein of 412 amino acids. The transcript is spliced from 8 exons. Gene Ontology annotation, molecular function: cysteine synthase activity.